CCUAAGUUAAAAUAUGUGCAUUAGAAGGUCGUAGAUACCUACUUCCGUUGCUCACAUUAAUUUCCGUUUAGAAUUCGUACAAGAAUACACGGUAACCAAUUUGAAACGGAACGUGAAGUAUUUGUUCCGUGUUAAUGCGGUGAACAGCAUCGGAGUCAGCGAAAGCACACAGGUAGCCGAACCAGUGGUAAUCAAACGAAGCAGAGAAAAACCCGGAAAACCAGGUCGUCCUAUGAUUCAAUCGGUUGAGGAAGACAGCGUCACGAUCAGUUUUGAAGCUCCAAAGACCGACGGAGGUUCAGCCAUCGUCGACUACACUAUCGAGAAGCACGACGUAUCGUCUAACAAAGGUUGGCUUGUGGCUUCGGGUAAGUGGAACGCCGAGGGUCAUUAUGUGAUCAAAAAUCUGGUCAUGGACCACGUGUACGAAUUUCGAGUUUCCGCUGAGAACCAAGCAGGCAUGAGCGAAUGUAGUGACGUAUCGGAGCAAGUGGUGAUUGCCAAAACUGUCGAAACUUGUUCACCGUUCUUUACGACCACCAUGGAAAAUGUGGUCGCCGUCGAGAAUGAAGCCAUAUGCCUGAGUGUCGGAUUCAAAGGUCAACCGAAACCGACGGUCAGAUGGUACCGAAACGGACGGGAAAUGGUCAGCGAUGGCCGAGUGCGCAUCCGAACCACCAGCGAGACUUCUCAGCUGACCAUAUGCAGCGUCAACGAGUCAGACGAAGGUACCAUCACCAUUGAGGCAGUCAACGAAUUGGGUUCCGUGACGAAAAACGUCCAACUGACAGUCAAAGUGCCGGCUACGAUCGCCGCCUUGGAGGAAGCUGAGGAAUGCAUGACGUUUACCGAAGGGGAGACAGUCGAAAUAUCGUACAACUUCAAAGGAAAGCCGUCCGCGGAGGUGUGCUGGUCAAAGGAGAAAACACCAAUCGUGCCGUCUGAACGGGUUGCUUACACGCAAACUGAGUCGUCGGCGACACUGUUGAUUUCGAACGCUGUCGAACGAGAUUCCGGCUCAUACAAGUUUGAGAUAGCCAACGAACUGGGAAAAGACAGGGCAUCGAUUGACAUAAGCAUACUGCCUCGAACGAAGCCGAAAGAGGAAGAAGUGCCUGUAGAAGUUUUAGCAGUUGAAGAAAUUUCUGGAGAGGAAGAGGCAUUGUUCAAGGGUCGCCGUUCGUCGUGCCACAUUGACGUGGACUUGUGCAAAUCUCGA
Soboliphyme baturini is the source of this 1219-nucleotide messenger RNA. NCBI's taxonomy places the organism in Eukaryota, Metazoa, Nematoda, Enoplea, Dioctophymatida, Soboliphymatidae. The record is from the annotation of a GenBank genome assembly.